Thamnophis sirtalis is the source of this 1762-nucleotide messenger RNA. The record is from RefSeq and is a predicted model, not a curated record. Lineage: Eukaryota; Metazoa; Chordata; Lepidosauria; Squamata; Natricidae.
UUGUGUGUUAUAUUGGAGCCAAUGCAAGAACUAAUGUCAAGACAUAAAACAUAUAAUUUAAGUCCUCGGGACUGCUUGAAAACAUGUUUGUUUCAAAAAUGGCAGAGGAUGGUGGCACCUCCAGUAGAGCCUGCAAGACAGCCAACCACCAAAAGGAGAAAAAGAAAAAAUUCCACCGGUAGCACCUCCAAUAGCAGUGCCGGGAAUAACAUCAACAGCACCAAUAGCAAGAAGAAAGCUGCAGCAGUGAACCUGAGCCUUGCCAGUCAGGUACCUGAUGUGAUGGUUGUAGGGGAACCCACUCUGAUGGGCGGAGAAUUUGGUGAUGAAGAUGAGCGGUUGAUCACUAGACUGGAAAACACGCAAUAUGAUGCAGCCAAUGGCCUGGAUGAUGAUGAAGACUUCAACAAUUCCCCUGCCCUAGGAAAUAACAGUCCUUGGAACAGUAAAAUGUCUACCAACCAGGAGACCAAGUCUGAGAACCCCACACCCCAGGCUUCCCAGUAGAACUCCAUACCUACCCCUGCUCGACUGGUAUCAGCAACUAACCCCCAUAUCACAGCAUUCCAUAGGUAAGCAGAACAAAAACCUCUAGAUUUUCAACAGAUGUGGAAACUAUUUCUAAAUGUACAGCUUUUGUGAACUAGAAAAACAAUUUAUAAGCACCCAGGAGAUGAUCUCGGAAAUGCUUGUACUUGCAAGAGUUUGGCACUGACCUCAGUGAAACUAAAUAUGUAAGUAGCACCUCAUGACGAUUUUUAGAUUUUGAUGGAGGAUUUUUCCCCAGGAUAAUCUCCUUUUAUUCUAUAAAGGCCAUAUCUUCUGUCAGUGCUCAGGAUCGAAUGACUUUUUUUUUUUAACCAUGAAAGAGGAUAUCCUGGCUUUUCUUGUUCUGCAAUAUAAAUGGAAAGAGCAGAAUUUGGAAACAGCCCUUAUUUUCUUUCUGUGCCAUUGAUUUUUCUGGAUAGCCAUUUGAGAAGGCGAGAGGCAGGAGAGAAUUUUUUUUUUAAUCAGGCUCCAAAAACAGCUUAUUGUUAUUAUUAAAAAAAACACCAGUAGCAGAGCUUUAGCAUUUAGUCUACAUAGUCUGGGCUGAAACUUUUCCCCAUUUGAAUCAGCAACUGAGGACCAGAAGCUCUGAUGCCACAUGAUGGAGAAUGCUACUGUAAUGUUUGAAGUUAAAAUAUUUUCUCAAAGAAGGAAACCAAGCUUUCCAGGACACCAAUGAUUCAGCCAUGAUAAUGUGGACUUUAUUAAAGAUCCAAUCAUUCUAAUGUUACUGGUUACAAAAUUCAGCCUUGAGAUUUCAAAUGAUAAGAUUCUAAGCAGUUGCAAUAAAAUCAUAACAAUACCCCAAUAUCUUUUUUGUGGCUCUGAUCCAUAGCAGAGCCUAAAUGUUACCACUCUGGAACUUGAAAACUUCAGUUCCAAAGAUUGGAAAAACUUCUCGGAAGGGGUGUGACCAUGCAUAUCUAGCUAUGUGUCUGGCUAGGAAUAAUUGUGAGAUCAAAAUUACUUAUGUUUCAUUCUACUGAAGUUGGGAUUUGUCAAAAGCCCUCUUUCUCAACAUCUUCAUAAUUUUCUCUUUCCUGACACAAGUUGACCUUUUGCCGUCUUUCCUUCUCUCCCUUUUCUAUUCUUCAUUGCUUUCAGGCAAAUAAUGUAACAGAUUCUAAAUCCAAAAUUUUUCGUCCCCUUGUGAAAAGCACUGAAACAAUUAUAAAUGCCAUUUUGUUUCAUCAAACACAUGACAAAUAUUUUU